This is a messenger RNA of Manis pentadactyla (Chinese pangolin), 3787 nucleotides long. It is a transcript of the gene GET1, whose product is annotated as guided entry of tail-anchored proteins factor 1. Bases 2600 to 3022 code for a protein of 140 amino acids. NCBI's taxonomy places the organism in Eukaryota, Metazoa, Chordata, Mammalia, Pholidota, Manidae. The transcript has 6 exons. The record is from RefSeq and is a predicted model, not a curated record. Gene Ontology annotation, biological process: tail-anchored membrane protein insertion into ER membrane.
CGGGUUCCUCCCGGAGCGCCGGAAUGAGCGAGGCGGAGGCCGACCGUUGGGCGUGGCUGCUGGUGCUCAGUUUCGUGUUUGGGUGCAAUGUCCUCAGGAUCCUCCUCCCGUCAUUCUCCUCCUUCGGCCACGGCCCCUAAAAUGAGGGUUGGACACUGCAGGACUUGCCACUGUGGGGUCUUCCUGAGAUCGUCCUUCUUUUUGGGAGCACAGUCACCAAUGAGUUCCUGCUGUACACCAGGCAGGAAGAUGGCCUCCAAUAUAGCCGAGGGGGCGAGGGGUUGAGGGUGCACACCCAGGUGGGGUCUUGUGAAUGGGGGUGUCCAUGUGUGCGGGACCAAUGCUGCGGGGAGGGGUCCUGACUUGGGGAGCCCUGUCCCAUGCCAAGAGUAGCCCCUGGGGCUGCCCCAGGUUUUAUAGCUUCGCAGGGACCUUGGUCCGUAACAGGGAUGUGGAGUUCUUUCUGGUGUUAGGGACACACCCCAGCGGGUGUCCCGCGGUGCUCCUAAGUUGCAGGAGGCAGGAGUCUUUGGGCUUUAAAUGUCAUCACGUGGAUUCAUUUUCAGAUGGGCCUGGUACAUAGAGGACCAGCCAGUGAGUAAUAGAGUGGGGGUUUUAAUCUCCCCAGUGUGACCCCAAGUUCAAGCCCUAGCUUUUUGUCUGUUGGCAAGGGAGUAUUGAACCUGACAGGCUUUGAGGGUGAGUUUGGUAGGACACUGUGAGCUCAUACAGGCCGGCAUCUGGGGACAGGGUGACAGGAAGGAUUAGUUCUGUACUUGUUUUCUCCCCAGACUGUCCCACUGCUCCAGUCAUGUUGAUAAUAAUUUUUAAAAAUUCAUUUUUCUGUUUCAGAAUUCUUUGUUGACCCAUCUCCAGGUCUUUGAAAAGCUAUCCCCACAAAGCUUAUCUGUUUCUCUCAAGUGGGAGGUUUAAUGUCCUAGAAGGUAUUUUUCAGUGCAUAAAGACUUCAGGUUUAUUUUUAUUUUAAGAAUUAAUAUUAAAAACAUUUAAAUUAAUAUCUGAUUAACUCUUACAGUUCAAUUCAUAAUUCUAGUACAUAUUAACAGUAACUUAUAAGGAGGUCUUGGAUUGGUUGGUAUCUGUUUGCAAACUUAAAUACUUCUAAACAUUUUUAUAUUCUCAUAGAUGUAAUGUAUUUGUUUUUUUUCCAAGCACUACAGUUGGAUUUACUCAUUAAACUCUUGUGGUCCCCUCAGGUUCAUUCUCCUGCCUUCACUCAGGUUACACUCCUGAGAAACCAUUUUUGGCCUUUUCAGUUUUUAAUUGUUUUGUGUAUUCUCUGCACUAGUCAGUGAUGUGCGCCUCUCUUUCUUCUUUUUAAAAUCUAGUUUUUGAAGUCUGGUUUAUUGGUGUGUAAAUUGCAGUCACUGAAAUUCACUUGGUUUAGGUAAGUGGACAGUUUGAUGAGUCUUGGGACACUUGUUCGGUAGGGUAACCACCACCACAGUGAAGAUAAAGAAUAUCAUUGUCACCCCCAAAGAGUCCUUUCCCCAGCCCUCACCUAUGUCUUGAUUGAUAAAGUUUAAGCAACAUCUGUAAAUUCUUUGCUUUUAAAGAUGUUUCGGGAUUUUAAGAGAAUUUAGCCUAUUCCUAUUUCCUUCUCUAGGGUGGACCAAAUAGUUGGUGUGUUGGGUAGUGGUCAGGCCAGGACAGAGGGGAGGAAGACAGAGGGUUUGAAGACCCCUACUCCUAGCAGGAGGCUGCGCAGUAGCAAAUACAUCCGCUUCUGUGCAGGCGCCCUUGGGAGACUGCCAACGCAGCCCCCAUGCAAAGGGCCUCGUUGAGUAGGUGCUCUGAGGUGGGCCAGGGUGUGUGUGUGUGUGGGUCCCCUGCUCCUCCAGGAACCCGCGGGAGGGGCACAGAUCAGAGGCUGUAACCAAAGAGUUGCCCUACUGUGCGCCAGGCAGAGGGUACUGUGAGCUAGGAGAAACUCAUUUAUUCUGCACUUGCUAUGUGUCACUUCACUUACAUAUGUUAUCUUUUUUAUUCAAUCUGUUUCUAAAAUUUCAAAACAAAUGUGCAGAAAAGUUAUGAGUAUAAUGUAAAAAAACUUACUUUGUUUCCCGAAACAUUUGAAAGUAAGUUGUCAUCCUGAGCUGCCCCAUUCCCCAAUACUUGGUGUAUAAGAGGCGGCCUGGUCCACAGUACAGCCAUCAGGUACAUGCCUGCUGUCCCAUUCAGGUUUUCCACAUGUCCCAGAGGAGUCCUCUGUAGCAAAAGGAUCCUUUCAGCACCCAACGUUGCACGUACUUGUCAAAGUCUCCAGUCUAGAAGAAUCCUCAGGCUCUCCUUGACUUCUCCAGUUGACAUUUCUGAAUCUGGCCGGGUGGAAUGGCCUUUGUAGGACAUUUUCUCCCAUGUUUAGCGGGGACGCCACACAAAGGACACUGUGUUCUCAUUGCAUCUGGCGCCCUGGUCAACUUGGGGAUGUUCACUCAGCACUCAGGCGGUUCCCCGGGGUUUCUCUGUCCCUGGAUCCUCACCGUUCAGCGACCCAGCCCCGGCCCAGGAGUUCAUCUCGCGCCACCUGGCAGCCACUGCCGUCUUCUCCCCGGGCCGCUGGCUAGUCUCCAGGCAGAUGUCCAGGGUCCUGCAGAAGGAUGCAGAGCAGGAGUCACAGAUGAGAGCAGAGAUCCAGGAUAUGAAGCAAGAGCUCUCCACUGUCAACAUGAUGGACGAAUUCGCCCGGUAUGCCAGGCUGGAGAGAAAGAUCAACAAGAUGACGGAUAAGCUCAAAACGCAUGUGAAGGCACGGACAGCUCAGUUGGCCAAGAUAAAAUGGGUUAUGAGUGUGGCUUUCUACAUAUUGCAAGCUGCCCUGAUGGUCUCACUGAUUUGGAAAUACUACUCCAUCCCUGUGGCUGUGGUGCCGAGUAAAUGGAUAACUCCACUAGACCGCCUGGUAGCAUUCCCUACUAGAGUAGCAGGUGGUGUUGGAAUUACCUGUUGGAUUUUGGUCUGCAACAAAGUUGUGGCUAUAGUGCUUCACCCUUUCAGCUGAAAAAGAAGAUGGAGACAGCCAUGACAUUUUUACUUAGUAGGUUAAAAGUCCGAUUUAUACUUGUUCAUUGGUGUUUUUUUUUUAAGAAAUGAAAGUCCACAGGUUAGUUUUUUUGUUGAAUGUGUUUGUUCUUGGACUUUAUAUGAGAAUCUUGUAAGAAUCAUGAUUUUGUACACUUCUCAUUGAGCCAGAAAAAUGAGUCUGUCACAUGUACAUAUUGGCCAGCCUAAUACCAGAUUUAUAAUAGGAAAUAUGUGAUAUUAUGAACAUCUACGUAUGUGUUGUUACCCUUGAUUUACACUUUUGCCAUAUAUUAAAGGUUACAAUGCCAACGGGAAAGUCAAAAUUUCCUAGUAAGUUAACUGCUUUAAAGGCUUUACUGUUUUUAAUCCAGAUUAGAAAGCAACUUUAUUUUAAUACCAAUACUAGAAUUUGAAAAUUUGUUUUUUAAUCUCAUGUAGCACUUCUAAAAGAGUAACACUAAUUGCCAUUGCUUGUGCUUUUUCUUCCUCUGUCUCAAUGUCAUUUUUGGGGGAAGCCUUUGUAUAGUGCUAUCUACUUAUUUGAAGCUGUUAAUUUUUCAUUACUGUGUUUUAGAAAUGUGUUCAUGAGGCCAUAAUGUAUUGUUUGUGCUUGAAUUGUGUGUGUUGUAUUUAAAGCAUUUCAAGUGAAGUGUAUUUUAUAAGCACUUAAUAUUUAUGCUCUGUGGAAUGGAACAAGGUUAAAAAUCAAUCUAAGAAGCCUGAUUAAAUUAAUUUGAAUGGA